GCUGCGGCCUCGCUCUGCUCAGCCCAAGGGCAGCCUCAUCUCGUCUCUCACGCCAACAUGUCCUGCUACGACCUGUGUCCUCCCCGCACCAGCGUGGCCGUGCCCCAGCCCAUCGCUGAGAGCUGCAACGAGCUGUGCGCCCGCCAGUGCCCCGACUCGUCGGCCUUGAUCCAGCCGCCGCCCGUGGUGGUCACCUUCCCCGGCCCCAUCCUCAGCUCCUUCCCCCAGCAAGCCGUGGUGGGCUCCUCCGGAGCCCCGGCCUUUGGCGGCUCCCUGGGGCUGGGCGGCCUCUACGGCGCCGGCGCCACCCAGGCCUCGGGGGGCCUGUGCACCUUUGGCAGAGCCUACGCUGCUCCCGCCUGCAGCCCUUGCGCCUUGCCCCGCUACAGCAAGAAGCUCUGGGACACCUGCGGGCCCUGCUAGAGCCGCCAGAGGGCUUUUUUAUGUGUCAGCAAUGGAGAAAUCCCGAUAUUUUUCAUCCCAUUACUGUCGCCAUUAGUGUUUUCUUUAAACCUCUUCUUUUCCGUUGCUUAUUAUUUUGCUUUAUGUCCAGUUUGAGCAUCUAAUUCUUUAUAUUCUCUUUUAGUAAUGUGUUAUGUAUAAUAAUUUCAUUGUUCUUUCCUUAUCUUUGAUCUUUAUUUUUUAUGUCGUUUAUAUCAACCUCAUGUUUUAUUUCCAUUUAUUUAGCUCUGAUUGUUGAGAACUGCAUAUUUUAAAAAUUUUGGCUUCAGUUGUUCUGUUCUCUAUGUCGUCCUUGUUUUU
Pseudopodoces humilis (Tibetan ground-tit) is the source of this 762-nucleotide messenger RNA. RefSeq names its product scale keratin-like. The record is from RefSeq and is a predicted model, not a curated record. NCBI's taxonomy places the organism in Eukaryota, Metazoa, Chordata, Aves, Passeriformes, Paridae. Gene Ontology annotation, molecular function: structural constituent of cytoskeleton. Gene Ontology annotation, cellular component: intermediate filament.